Molecule: messenger RNA, 2204 nt
Organism: Hyposmocoma kahamanoa
Lineage: Eukaryota; Metazoa; Arthropoda; Insecta; Lepidoptera; Cosmopterigidae
Product: multiple inositol polyphosphate phosphatase 1-like
Exons: 10
Coding region: 130-1551 (473 amino acids)
Molecular function (GO): acid phosphatase activity; inositol phosphate phosphatase activity
Source: RefSeq, a predicted model, not a curated record
UUGCCCCACUACUAUCGCACCGUCAUACUACCAGUACUCCCUACAUAGCGUCCGCGAGACGUCGUGUUUCCCUCGUUCCAAAAUCAAACUUCAGUCAAACUUUAUCCCGAUUCCCGCGCAAAGUACAAGAUGGGGUGGUCGCUCCUAACAUUACUACUACUGGUGACCACAGCAAGCGCCCAGCGGGAGAUCUGUCUUUCUGGCGACGACAACCCUUAUCUACUUUUCGGUACGAAGACCGCAUAUAUCUUCGCCAACCGCGGUGUUCCCAAUUUGAAAGCCCACGACGUUCCUGGGUGCACGCCGAUAGCUCUUUGGCUGGUGAACCGUCACGGAUCGCACAACCCUGAAGCCAAUGAGAUCGCCUUACUGCAAAGUCUGUCCAAUGUCAGGAAAAACAUCAUUGAUAACUACAGGAGGGGCGAAUAUAGGAAUUUCAAUGAACGCAUAUGUUCAUCAGAUCUGAACUUGCUACAGCAAUGGAGCUGGAACCCUCGCCACAAUAUCACCUAUGCUGGAGACUUAACGAGUGACGGGUACACCACCACGCAACAUUUGGCUCAGGCUUUCAGGCAGAAGUUCCCUGGGCUUCUGACUAACAACAGACAUGAUUACAUGUUCAAACUGGCGGACGAUAAGCUGUCGAACAAAUCUCUCGGAGCUUUCAUGGAAGGCCUUUUCAGGACACAAGCUGAUGAUUUGGAUGUGUUGAAAGAAGUUGAUGACAAACUCUUAAGGCCCUAUAAGGCGUGCUCCGGUUGGGAGAGCGCAGUUGAACAGAACAACGAAACCUACUCUCAGAAAUACAUCUUCGAAUCGAAGCGAGAAUUCAAAGAAAUGAUAACAAAUAUUUCACAACGCCUUGGAUUCAACUACGACAUGAGUCUGGAGGUUGCGCAGCGCAUGUAUCAGAUCUGCCGGUACAACAAGGCUUGGGACGUUUCGCAGAUCUCUCCUUGGUGUGCUGCGUUUACACGUCAAGAUUUAAAACGAUUCGAGUACUCUGAAGAUUUAGAGUCAUACUACAAAUUCGGAUAUGGCUCACCAACGAAUCGCAAACUUGGAUGCCCUCUCGUGAAAGAGUUGGUGGAUUUCUUCACGAAGCAUGUGGAAAAUGAUCCACCACAACAACCCCGCGCACUGGUUCACUUCACGGACGCGCCCUCAAUUCUCAUGACCAUAGUUGCUAUGGGCACACAUCGCGACUCCGCCCCGUUGACUGGAGACAACUACCAUACCAACAUGGUGCAAAGUCGCAAGUGGAGCACGUCAAACAUGUCGCCAUUCAACGCAAAUUUGGCUGCUGCACUCUACAAGUGUACACCGAACGGAAAAUUCCAGUACAACGAGAUGUAUCAAGUUUUGUUUCUCGAAAAUGAGAAAACGAUGAACAUGGACGGCUGCAAGGUUGGCCUAUGCGACUGGUCUUACGUGAAAAACCGUUUCGCUGAGGUUAUCAGCCAGUGCAAUACAGAGUCUUGUAACGCUGCUGCUUCAUUGAGCAGUUUAGUGAGUUUAAUCGUUGUCACUUUAGUGAUUGUUCAAUUAUAGAUCAACGGUCACUAUAUCGGUCUCAGGUCCAUUGCUGGAUAUUGAGUGUUCCAAAAGGAGAGGUUAGAUCAAGGUAACCUUAGUAUGAUAUGCCAACUCGCCGGAAAUAUCUGCGCAUUUUACCUCUCUCCCCACUCUACUGUCUCACCCCGCUAAGUAUUACCGUCAUGGACCAAUAAUUCAAAUGGACUGCUAAUCGCGAUGCAAGACAGCGUAGUCGGGUAUUUAGUACCUAUUGGUGCACCAGAUGUCGCGACGAAUACCAAAUCGCUAUUUUUGUAACCAGUUUUACAUGGCAAGCAGGAAUUUAUCAAAGGUAUAUUAAUUUCUAGUGACCACAAACGAAUCAUCUUGAUUUAUUGUACAGAUUUUUAUGGAUAGUGUCGGAUAUUCUUUUAUUUUGUUUAGGAACAGCGCCAUGUGGGUACACAUUACGAAAUGUUAACUUAUAAAUUAGUUUGCAACACAUAAUGCCAUCUAUUAACAUGCACAUUUGUCAAAGUUCUGAGAACAAUUUUAGCUCAUAAUCAAACUUAUUUAAUAUUAAAAAGGAAUGAAUUAAUAUCCAUGACCAUUAACAUACUAUAAACUAAUUUCAUGUCAUAGAUCAGCGCCAUAGAUAACUUGUAUCUCUGCCGUCCACUAACUAAAAU